AUGCCUUUUACAAACUCUGAUUUAGUCGUUGUCACUGGUGCUAAUGGCCAUGUUGCACAGCAUGUUGUAUCGCAACUGCUGUCAUUCCACGCCCCGGUCCGCGUACGUGGGACAGUCCGAUCCUCGAUGGUGGCUCAGAAGCUAUACGCCGCAUUCGAAUCCUUUGUUUCUAGUGGAAGGCUUGAGAUUGCCAUUGUACCCGACUUGACAGUGGAUGGCGCAUUUGAUGAUGCCCUCCAAGGCGCAACAUAUGUAGCUCACAUCGCAUCUCCCUUGAACAUGUCUCCAGAAAACGUUGAAAACGACCUCCUUAUACCCGCCAUCAAAGGUAACAUCUGCAUAUUGGAAUCAAUAAUGAAACAGACAGGAAUCAAAGCGGUCGUCAUAACUAGCUCUUUCGUUGCGGCGUUUGAUGCACGUCAUGGCUUCCGUGAGGGAUACGCCUACUCUUCUGCGGACUGGAAUCCGAUUAGCUAUGAUGAGGCCGCGGACCCAAGGCAUGACAUGAGUCAAUACCAGGAAAUGUGGCGACCCUGGGUAACUUACAUGGCUUCGCGAAAGCUUGCGGAGAAGGCUGCAUGGGAUUUCUACCGGAAACAUCAACCUACAUGGGCUCUAAGCACACUAUUACCGUCAUUCAUUGGAGGCCCAUUCGUUCUACCGUUGACCAAGGGUACUGAUAGUUUAACUUUCAGCACUGGCUUGAUCUGGAGAACUGCAUUGGGGAAUGAACCGUUAUUCCAUAAUGACUUUCCUCACUGGGUCGACGUGCGAGACGUUGCAAAGGCGCAUAUCCAAGCCUUGAUAACCCCUGCUGCGUGGGGGCGAAGGCUAAUGGAGAAACAAGAGGUGAGCGCUGUGGCUGAACUUCGUUACAAGUGGAGUCUAACUGAUUUGAUACAGGUGCAUCACUAUAGCAUUGACUCGGUGUCAUCGCUAUCUAUCCUAGGAAUGAAUUCCUGGAUAUCGCCGGAACAAAUGAUCGUUAACUUGAUAAAGCAGCUCAAGAGGACCACGCUCAGUGAUGCAUUAUGA
Molecule: messenger RNA, 1035 nt
Organism: Trichophyton benhamiae CBS 112371
Lineage: Eukaryota; Fungi; Ascomycota; Eurotiomycetes; Onygenales; Arthrodermataceae
Product: aldehyde reductase II
Exons: 2
Coding region: 1-1035 (344 amino acids)
Biological process (GO): steroid biosynthetic process
Molecular function (GO): 3-beta-hydroxy-Delta5-steroid dehydrogenase (NAD+) activity
Source: RefSeq, a predicted model, not a curated record